Molecule: messenger RNA, 3367 nt
Organism: Pygocentrus nattereri (red-bellied piranha)
Lineage: Eukaryota; Metazoa; Chordata; Actinopteri; Characiformes; Serrasalmidae
Gene: lmnb1
Product: lamin B1
Exons: 11
Coding region: 350-2101 (583 amino acids)
Source: RefSeq, a predicted model, not a curated record
UUCAUUCGGUUGGAAGACAAAGUGCGAGCUUUGAGCCUUUUUUUUCCUUCUAUUGUGGAAUUUUUGUGCAUCCUGUUUGGCGUUAUCUUUAAUGUAGGAUGCUCUUUAAAUUAAUUGCUUACUUCCACAUAAUUACUUAAGGGCACUUUCUCGGCGGGAGGCCCUUAUUUUGUAGUUGGGCUAUAUUUAACCGCUUUCCUAAGUGUUUUUAUGUGCUGAUAUUACACACUCGCGAGCUCACACGCGGCUUAUUGAGUAUUCAGCGGAAACCUGGCGAUAUUGGUUUAACCGUAGUGCGUCUAACUGCAUUGUAGUGUUUGUGUUUUUUGAUUUCGGAGUUCGUUUUACAAUGGCGACUGCACCUUCCACGCCGGCCGGUCAGAGACUGAGCAGCACGCCGCUGAGCCCCACGCGGAUAACGCGGCUGCAGGAGAAGGAAGAGCUCAGCCACCUGAACGACCGCUUGGCCGCUUAUAUCGACAAAGUGCGGAGCCUGGAGUCCGAGAACAGCGUCCUCCACCUGCAGAUAUCCGAGAGGGAAGAAGUGAGGAGCCGCGAACUCACCGGCUUGAGGUCUCUGUACGAGACGGAGCUGGCGGACGCCCGGAGGUCCCUGGACGACACGGCGAAGGAGCGCGCCAGGCUGCAGAUCGAGCUCGGAAAGAUCAAGACCGAGCACGAACAGCUACUGCAGGGCUGUGCUAAGAAAGAUGCUGACCUGGCCAGUUCUCAAGUCCGGCUAAAGGAUGUGGAGGCAUUGCUUAACUCUAAGGAGGCUGGUCUUGCCACUGCACUGUCUGAGAAGAAGGCCCUUGAGGGCACACUGUUUGACCUGCAAACCCAGAUCCAGGAGCUUGAGGCAGGUUUGGCCUCUGCUAAGAAGCAGCUAGGAGAUGAGACUCUGCUCAGAGUGGACCUGGAGAACCGCUGCCAGAGCCUGGUGGAGGACCUUGAAUUCCGAAAGAAUAUGUUUGAAGAGGAGAUCAAGGACACCCGGCGCAGGCAUGAGACCAGGCUGGUGGAGGUGGACUCGGGCCGACAGAUGGAGUAUGAGUUCAAGCUGGCCCAGGCGCUGGCUGACAUGAGACAGCAGCAUGAUGAACAAGUGAAACUCUACAAGGAUGAGAUGGAGCAGACGUACUUGGCCAAGCUGGAGAACGUACGUCUUUCAUCAGAGAUGAACAGCAGUUCGGCUAGCAUGGCUCGUGAGGAGCUGAAGGAGUCUGCUCUGAGGGUCGAGAGUCUGUCAGCUCAGCUGGCCAGCCUGCAAAGGGAGGCCCGAGCCUGGCAAGACCGUAUCAACGAGCUAGAGGCUGCUCUGGCUCAGGAGAAGGACGUGAGCCGCAGGAUGCUUGCAGAUAAAGAACGCGAGAUCGCCGAGAUCAGAGCCAAGAUGCAGCAGCAACUGGAGGAAUAUGAGCAGCUACUGGAUGUCAAAUUGGCCCUAGACAUGGAGAUCAAUGCCUACAGGAAGCUGCUUGAAGGAGAAGAGGAGAGGUUGAAGCUCUCUCCCAGUCCAUCAUCUCGUGUAACAGUGUCCCGGGCCUCGUCUAGCCGCAGCGUACGAACCACACGUGGGAAGAGGAAGCGUGUGGAUGUGGAGGAAUCGGAGGCCAGCAGCAGUGUCAGCAUUGCCCACUCAGCCUCCGCUACUGGCAACGUCUGCAUCGAUGAGCUUGAUGUGGACGGUAAAUUCAUCCGUCUGCACAACGCGUCUGAUCAGGACCAGCCAAUGGUAGGCUUUGAGAUGACCAGAACUAUCGGGGAUGCUUCUGCUACCUACAAGUUCACUCCCAAAUAUGUCCUCAAGGCUGGUCAGAAAGUCACUAUUUGGGCAUCUAAUGCUGGUGUGAGCUCCAGUCCUCCAACUGACCUCAUCUGGAAAAGCCAGAGCUCCUGGGGCACUGGGGAGAAUGUUAAAGUGGUCCUGACUAAUGCAGAUGGAGAGGAAGUGGCUGUAAGAAGUACAGUGUUCAAAACCACCACAGUAGAGGAGGAAGAGGAAGAUGAUGAUGAUGAGGGUGUGGAGGUUGUUGAGGAACAUCUCUUCCACCAACAGGGAGAUCCACGCGCCACCAAGAGGGGCUGCUCAAUCAUGUGAGCACAGCAACACUACAUUUCCACUACAGUCUCAGCUGCCAAUACUAUAACCACCUCAGAACUAUUUUUGUAUCAGUAGUGUGUAUUAUAAACGGAGUGAUUUUUAUUUUUUUUUCCUCCUCUCUCUCCCCCUCUUUUCCUUCCUUUUCACUUGUCCUAAAUUAGUUUUAAAUGAUUGUAAACCUCUUUUGGUACAUUUUCUAUUUUUAUUUUGUAAGUGAAUGCAUAUGUGCAUAAGUAUGCGUCACAACUUUCUUUCUAUGAACCAAAAUUUUUAUGAUCAGUGGGGGACUGUGACCGUUUAGGCAGCUUUUGCAAAAUCUCCCAGUCUCCCAGGUGCUGUGAUCUUACCUUUUUGAUGUGUAUCUCAAUUUUUUUUAAGAUAGCAUUUUAAAGGCCUCUUUAUAGAAAAGCUGUCAUUUUAUACUAGCUUUCUAAUUUUUAGCUGGAGAGGUUUGUUGCAUAUAGUGGAAUGUAGACUAGCUCAAGACAUGGGAGUCAGAAUGGAUUGCAGUUUCAUUAGUCACUUUUGAAGAGAAGGCUGCCACACUGACAUAGCUAAAUGUGUUUAAUCCUAAGGACUUUCACUCAGGCAGAAGUCUGCAAUCCACCACAUGGUGUCAGUCUAGUCUCAGAUGGCAGUCUGAUGAACAGCAGUCAAAACUGGGAAGCUUUGCAGGCUUUUAUGAUUGUAAGCUUUUUGAAAAGUGAUUGAGCUCAAGAGUAACACUUAAACCAGGUUUUUUGUGUGUUUUUUUUUUUUUUUUUUUUUUUUUUUUUGUUUUGUCUUUGUGAAUCACUAUACACAACUCUCGAAGGUUUGUUUGAGUCACUGAACAUGCCAGUAUACACUGAGAAUAACUCCCUGCAAAUAUGUUCAAUUGAAAGUUUUGAGCCAUUAUAAUGUGGAAGCUAGCAUCACGCUCUUCUUGAGUUACUGUACCUUACUAGCAGUUAUGUAUGCACUCUAUUGGCUACACAGUAUCUAGUUUAUUUUGCUUAGACACUAGCAUAUAUUAAUGCAGCUGACUGCAGCAGCAUCACAUAAUUACCUCUCAUAAUAAACUGCCCGAGGUUGGAAUUGCGUAAAUGUUAUUUUAUUCCCUUUUGUCUGUCUUAUCUAACUGACAGUAGUCUUAUGCCUACAUUUUGAUUUUUCAUCUUAACCAUUACUAGAAUUGUGGGUUGUCAUGUCACUUGCAUGCUUAUUUUCUCAGUAACCUUUACUGUUUGAAAGGUUAAUAAAUUUUGCUGUAUUUUCUACCUA